Lolium rigidum is the source of this 2439-nucleotide messenger RNA. RefSeq names its product trifunctional UDP-glucose 4,6-dehydratase/UDP-4-keto-6-deoxy-D-glucose 3,5-epimerase/UDP-4-keto-L-rhamnose-reductase RHM3-like. The transcript has 3 exons. Gene Ontology annotation, biological process: nucleotide-sugar metabolic process. Gene Ontology annotation, molecular function: dTDP-glucose 4,6-dehydratase activity. Bases 159 to 2165 code for a protein of 668 amino acids. The record is from RefSeq and is a predicted model, not a curated record. NCBI's taxonomy places the organism in Eukaryota, Viridiplantae, Streptophyta, Magnoliopsida, Poales, Poaceae.
ACGCACACACCGCCACCGCCACCACUCCUCCAUUUAUUAACCCCCCUCCGCCCUCCUUCUCCCUCAUCGCCAUCGACCGACGCCACGCCACCACCCUUCCUCCUCUCACUCCGCGCCGCGUGCUCACUACGGAUUUAAGAAACUACAGUCUGUAGGGUAUGGCGACACCCUACACGCCCAAGAGCAUCCUCAUUACGGGAGCUGCUGGCUUCAUCGCUUCCCAUGUCACAAACCGCAUUGUUCGCAACUACCCUGAUUACAAGAUUGUCGUCCUUGACAAGCUUGACUACUGCUCUAAUCUGAAGAACCUGCUCCCUGCCAGCUCCUCACCAAACUUCAAGUUUGUCAAGGGCGAUAUUGCCAGCGCUGAUCUUGUCAACUACCUCCUGGUCACAGAGAACAUUGAUACUAUUAUGCACUUUGCAGCCCAGACACAUGUUGACAAUUCAUUUGGGAACUCUUUUGAGUUCACCAAGAACAACAUUUAUGGUACUCAUGUUCUUCUUGAAGCUUGCAAGGUCACUGGCGGACAGAUCAGGAGGUUCAUCCAUGUUAGCACUGACGAGGUCUAUGGGGAGACAGAUGAGGAUGCAGUGGUUGGCAACCAUGAGGCCUCACAGCUUCUCCCCACAAACCCCUAUUCAGCAACCAAAGCUGGAGCAGAGAUGCUUGUUAUGGCUUAUGGGAGAUCCUAUGGUCUGCCUGUUAUCACUACCCGGGGAAAUAAUGUGUAUGGUCCUAACCAGUUUCCUGAGAAGCUUAUCCCCAAGUUCAUUCUUUUGGCUCUGAGAGGAAAGCCCCUCCCAAUUCAUGGUGAUGGAUCCAAUGUCCGGAGCUACCUCUAUUGUGAAGAUGUUGCCGAGGCUUUUGAGGUCAUUCUUCACCGUGGAGAAGUUGGACAUGUUUACAACAUUGGAACCAAGAGAGAGAGGACAGUCACUGAUGUGGCAAAGGAUGUCUGCAACCUUUUCAAUCUUGAAGCUGAUAAAGUUAUCCAGUAUGUUGAUAAUAGACCUUUCAAUGAUCAGAGGUACUUUUUGGAUGAUGAGAAGCUUAAGAGUCUUGGGUGGUCUGAGCGCACUAGAUGGGAGGAGGGCCUGAGGAAGACAAUGGAAUGGUAUGUGGCUAAUUCUGACUAUUGGGGUGAUGUUUCUGGUGCAUUGUUGCCUCAUCCGAGGACAUUGAUGAUGCCUGGGUCUGAGGGCUCUGAGGAAGUUAAAGGAAUGCUAAAUCUGUUCACUAACAAUCAGACCAAGAUGGUGACUCCAGUAUCAAAAGGUUCUUCCAAAACUCAUUCUCUAAAGUUCUUGAUAUAUGGCCGGACAGGAUGGAUUGGUGGGCUUCUUGGGAAAAUAUGUGAGAAGCAAGGAAUUCCAUACGAAUAUGGAAAAGGUCGCUUGGAAGAGCGCUCUUCAAUCGUCCUUGAUAUCCAAUCUGUGAAGCCAACACAUGUCUUCAAUGCUGCUGGUGUUACUGGCAGACCCAAUGUGGAUUGGUGUGAGUCCCACAAGCCGGAAACAAUACGCACCAAUGUUGUGGGCACCUUGACUCUAGCUGAUGUGUGUAGGGAGCAUGGGUUAUUGGUGAUGAACUAUGCCACUGGGUGCAUAUUUGAAUAUGAUGCAAAUCAUCCUGAAGGGUCAGGCAUCGGCUUCAAAGAAGAGGAUACACCAAACUUUACGGGUUCAUUCUACUCAAAGACCAAAGCAAUGGUUGAGGAACUGUUGAAGGAGUACGAGAAUGUCUGCACUCUGCGAGUCCGGAUGCCAAUAUCGUCUGACCUCAGCAAUCCCCGAAACUUUAUCACAAAGAUUAGCCGUUACGACAAGGUGGUAAACAUCCCAAACAGCAUGACAGUGUUGGACGAGCUUUUGCCAAUUUCAGUUGAGAUGGCUAAAAGGAACUUGCGGGGCAUCUGGAACUUCACCAAUCCUGGUGUAGUUAGCCACAAUGAGAUCUUGGAGAUGUAUAAGAAAUACAUUGACUCCAGCUACAAGUGGUCAAACUUCACGCUAGAAGAACAGGCCAAGGUCAUUGUGGCACCUCGGAGCAACAAUGAGAUGGAUGGGGCAAAGCUGAGCAAGGAGUUCCCUGAACUGCUAUCUAUCAAAGACUCAUUGAUCAAGUAUGUUUUUGAGCCCAACAGGAAGGUCCCAGCAAAUUGAAGCCAAAACAGGUGAUAUAGAAAUACCAAGCACUGUAAGAGUUUAGGAGCAAUUCCACCGUGAUUCUUUAGAUGUUUUAUGAUACUACACACCAUAUCUCUAUUAUAGAUUCACAGCAUCGUUUGAACCAUAUGUUCGGCAAUCUUCUUGUGAUAGCAAGAUAUUUGCCUUGCUUGUUGUAGUGACCACUCGAUGAGUUAUAAAUUCUUCAGUGUGCGUGUACCAUGUUUGUUCUGUCAAGAAAAGAAUUUACAGUAUCUUGUGUACUCUUUAA